AUGUCGUCUUCCUUAUCCGUCGCGCAUUCCCUGUCGUCGUCGCAAUUAGCAGCAGCAUCAGGAGACGGCCCAACGGCUCGAGACUACACUAACCGCACCGCAUCCGCAAUGUCCGCGUCGCCUCUCCGUCCUAGAACCCCGUUUCGCGGGCAAAACACCCCCUCGCAGAUAUCCCAGUCCUUCGACAUCCCCAACUCCCCGUCCUCCCCCGCCAUUCCCCCGCCUACCCCCGAUGACGCCGCGCGCCGCCUCGCCAUCCGCCUGCUCAUGGGGACGAAGCCUUCCGCCGAGUGCCUCUCGCCGUCGCGCACCCCUCGGGGGGGCGGGGGCGGAAGGAGCGAGAGUGGCGGCGAGCGGGCGCACUGUCGCAGCUUCUCGAUGAAGGAGCGGCGCGGUGGAGGAGACGACUGGUCGGCGCGGAUUGCGGCGGAUAUCGCGGGUGAGAGCCCGAGGGGAAGAGUCGGGGCGAGACCUCCGACGGCUGAGGGGAGCUGGCGGCUGAUGAGCGCGCGCGGAGGGAUGCGGGGAAAGAGCAGUACGGAUCUGGCGGAGUACGCGCGGACGCGGGGGGACGGCGCGGCGGAAGCGGCGGCGUCGGGAGGCGAAGAGGACUCGGCAGACGACUCGGAGAUGGAUGAAUGGGGGAGAGAAGGGGGGAUGGGGGCGCACGGAGAGGGAGAGGAUGGGGAAGAGGACGACGAGGGAGAGGAGGAGGACGAGGAUGACGAAGAGCCGGAGACGCUUUGGCGACGAAACAGCAGCAGCAGCACCCGACUGAACAGCAGCGCCGGAGGCGGCGGGGGCGGCGGAGGCGGCGGGAGCGGCGGAGACGGCGGAGGUGGCGGGGACGACUGGGACGGUGGAGAGCGACCGAAAACUGCGCCGGCCUCUCCGGGAGCAGAUGCUGCCGUCAAUGGCGGUAGCACCUUCAGAAGCAAAUCCUACCAGCAGAGUAACCUGAGCCACCGGCAGGACCUCGGCGGCUCGAACAGGCACGGCGGUAGCAGCAUUAUGCGCCUCGAGAGCGACACGUCGGACGACGGCGGCGCUGACAUGUCGGAGCGGAUGGACAGCAGCAGCACAGACGCCGCCGGCCGUCGCGGCGGAUCGAACAGCAGCGGCAGCAGCAGCGACGGCAGCCCGCACUCGGCGGCGGCGACGACGGAGGAGGUGUGGGUGCUGUCGAAGCAGGUCGCGGUGCUACAGCAGCAACUGGCCGACGCUUCCGCCGCUAACUGCGAGCUGCUAGAUCGAGUGGAGCACAAGUCGCAGGCUCUAGCGGAGGCCGAGGCGCGUCUUAAGGACAUGCAACAGUCGCUGCGCGGAAUGGAAGCCGCGGCUCGGGACGUGGAGGCCAAGCUGCGCGACGCGCGCGCGGAGGUGCACGAGCUGCGGGAGGCGCAGGCGGAGCGCGACGCGGCCUGCGCGGAGCGCGACGCGAUGGCAGCGGAGAUGGAGGCGGCGCUGAGCUCGUGGUCGCGCGCGCUGGAGGAGGCGAAGGACGCGCGCGACGAGGUGCGAGAGGCGGCGGAGGCGGCGGCCGCGGCGCGGCAGAAACUGGCGGAGGCGGAAGCGGAGAAUAAGAGGCUGUGGCAGGUGAUGGACCUGCUGAUGGCGCAGCAGAAGGCGCGCGGAGGGGGCGGCGGGGUGGGACGCAGCAACAGCGCCGGCAUUGCCGGCAGUGUUGCUGGCGGCUUUGGUGGCAGCAGAAUUGCUCGGCAGCAGGUGCAGCAGCGAGGUGCGGUGAGACUGGGGUAUGGGGAGAGCAGCGCAGCAGCAGCGGUGGUGCCAGAUGCCAUGCGUGUGGCUGGGCUUGAGAAGGGCAUGUUCUGUGCCUGCUAG
Messenger RNA from Closterium sp. Yama58-4, 1842 nucleotides. The record is from the annotation of a GenBank genome assembly. Lineage: Eukaryota; Viridiplantae; Streptophyta; Zygnematophyceae; Desmidiales; Closteriaceae.